AUGGCUAGCGAUCUGACAUACGAACUAGGCGCGCUCUGGGAUAAUGAGCACGGCCUGCAUCUCACUGCUCUUGAAGGUGGAACAGGCAGUGUAACGCGCCUGCAAAAUGGCGGGGCGACCCGGUUUACUUUCAAGAAGCCCUUCAAGCAUAUCCCGCAUGUGCAGCUCACUAUGGAUCGUGGUGAUAAUACAUCGGCACCAUUCAAGAAUUGUUUUAUCUAUCUCUUGAGCAACGGCGGGCCAGCCGUUGACCACGACGGAUUUAGCGUGGGAAUUUUUGCUCCAGUGGGAUUCAACACAAAGUUCCGAUACAUGGCUAUUGGUAUCUCGGAGAGUACGACUACGAACACUCCCAAGCGAAAGACUCCACCCACCAAGACAGCCCCUCCUAAGAAGACUACUACGAAGACCCUGAAAGCCCCGGCAAAUGAUGAAGAUGAAAAUGACGAGGAAGAGGAAGAAGAGUGA
Penicillium malachiteum is the source of this 468-nucleotide messenger RNA. RefSeq lists its product as uncharacterized. The transcript has 2 exons. The record is from RefSeq and is a predicted model, not a curated record. Lineage: Eukaryota; Fungi; Ascomycota; Eurotiomycetes; Eurotiales; Aspergillaceae. Bases 1 to 468 code for a protein of 155 amino acids.